AUGCCUUCAAAACAAAGGAAAAUAGCUGUUAUGGGUUAUAGAUCAGUAGGAAAAUCAUCACUGAGCAUACAGUUUGUAGAAGGUCAGUUCGUGGACUCCUAUGAUCCUACAAUCGAAAACACUUUUACUAAAUCUACCAGAAUUAAUUCACAAGAUUAUGAAUUAAAAUUGGUAGAUACAGCAGGUCAAGAUGAAUAUUCAAUAUUCCCUUCACAAUAUAGUAUAGAUGUCCAUGGCUAUGUUUUAGUGUACAGUAUAACAAGUAUGAAGUCAUUUGAUGUAGUGAAAUCUAUUUAUGAAAAAUUAUUAGACAUUACUGGAAAAGAACAUGUUCCAGUAGUUUUAGUUGGCAAUAAAACAGACUUACAUUUAGAAAGAACAAUUCCUACAGAUGAAGGAAGAAGACUUGCAGAAGAAUGGAGAGCUACGUUUUUAGAAACAUCAGCAAAACAAAAUGCAUCUGUUUCAGAUAUAUUUCACGUUUUGUUGAUGGAGAUUGAAAAAGCUGAUGGCAAUAUCAAUGAAAAAUCAAACUGUGUUAUUUGUUAAUAAUUGUUUGGAUGUUAGCGUAAGUUUACUGUGUGUUAAAGGUUAUUAUGCUUAUAUUUUUUAGAAGUAACUACAGGUUGCUUUUUCCAAGGGUAUAUAGUUAACAUACAUUAUAUUUUGUGCAUUGUAUGAAAGCAUUCUACUGAUUAUUCUGCUAGUCUGAUUGUGCUUUGCCCACUUUGUUUUAUUGUCAUUUUUGGCAAUGAUAAAAACUUAUUUUUUAAGAAUACUAAAAUUGUGUCAAUGAUAAAUGAUUUUUUUAAGAAUACUAGAAAAGACAGGCUGUUCUUUAUACCCAUUAUUAAAAGAAAAGAAACAAAUUAUUGCCAACCUUUUGUUUUGUUUUGUUUUGUUAUGUAAACAUGUGAUACUGUUUGGGCUUUUUAGUACCAAGAACAUAGAUUUUUAUUUUUAUAAUCUUGUUUUUAAUACGCUGUAUAGGGUGAUGCCACAUGCCGGUUUGUUGAGGUACAUCCAGGUAAACAAAAAAGUUUACUAAUAAAUUCAAUGAAAAGUUUAAUUUUUCAUGUAUUCCAAAGUUCAAAUUUCAUAUUUUAAAUUUCA
Molecule: messenger RNA, 1113 nt
Organism: Diabrotica balteata
Lineage: Eukaryota; Metazoa; Arthropoda; Insecta; Coleoptera; Chrysomelidae
Source: the annotation of a GenBank genome assembly